GAAAAGUUCGAAUUGUAUCAAUAUUUGAAACGAUGGAUGUGCCUAGUGCUUGUAACCUUUUGGACCAGGUUCUCGGGUACGUUAGUUUUACAUUCUUAGUGGGAGCUUUUUACUCUGCUAGGUCUUCUUCUGAUUCUGUGUCGAAUGUCUUACGACUUCUGGUUACAAAUUUGAAGCAGCUCCAUCCGUCGAUUACACCCAAACUAGUGGAGGUCCUGUACAUGUAUCCUUAUGAAACCACUCCAGUAGUUUCUCAACUCACUUGUGGAACUGAGAAAGAAGUACGUCUCUUGAUAGAGGCUUUUUCUGACUUGCUAUGUUCCGAUCGAAAUCUUCUUGUACCAAUAGUUUCUGCUCUUGGAGAGCUACCAUUAGCACCGAAAUUGUUGUUCGAAGUUCGUAAAACAGUAGUGAGGGCGCUUCAUACUGUUGAAGAACAAGAUGUGCCAAUCGUCGUAAGGACCUUGCUCCGCACUCUGAUAUGGUCUCAAGUAAGUUUCCACUUUUUGGCAUUUUCAAAAGAGUCACAGCUUUCUCGCACGAAGGAAAAAAAGGAUUUUGACUGGAUUGUUAUGGAAAUCAGAGAUGCAAUGAAGACGUUGGAAGCAGAUAAUCUAGUCAAAAUAUGGGAGGUUCUAGACGAUUGCUUCCGAGUUUCUCCUGUCGUAUGUAUUAAUCUUUUACACUCAUGGAAACGAAUAGCACUUGGCACAAGUUCGGAUGACUUUCGAUUUACUGUUUUCGACUUCUGUCUUAUCUUAUGUUCAAUACAAAAAUUACGCACGAAAACUACAGCUUUAGAAGUUCUUACAACCGUUCUCCAAAGGCUUCCUAACAUUUGCUAUUCGACUGUGCAAGUCCUGAUCAAACAUUUCAAGCCUAUUAUCUCGCACCAUUCGAAUCCUUUCCGAAUGUUUGCUACCUGUAUUCUACGAAUGAGGAAUACCCGAGCUAUAGUUACAAUAUUUGUCACUAUAUUUAAGGAGAUCAAAGAUUUGAGAGCCCAGUUGAUUUCUGACCUCAAUUGUGCUAUUAGACAAGCUACUGAUAUUUCAUAUGCAGCUGCUCUGUGUAUCGAUGAAAUGUCAAAUUAUGAGGAAUUCGCAGACAGUCUUUGUAGUGCGCUAAAUGUCAUUGAAGAUCUGGUUGCACACCCUCACACUUUGGAACCCAGAAUCAUUAGUGUUCUAUGUCGAUUUCUUACUCGACUACACAGACUCAGGCCAUCCAAGACAGAUUCAAUUUUUAUUUUGCUUCGAAAGCAAAUAUUAUUUGGAGAUUUUGCAGAGAAACGAGCAGCACUGGCAUUGGCAUUCUACUUCAUACCAUCAGUUGACUAUACAGAGUCAAAUAUUUUGGUCAAUCUUCUCUGCAAUGCCAUCCCUCCUUGCAUAGGUCAUUCUGAUACCGGAGAGUUUCUCAGAUUUCUUCCGAAUGCCAUCGAAAGGUUACCCUUAAGUCUGGUUCAAAAACUACAUUCGUCCUAUUUACGCUUCUUAUUGCCAGCAGAUUGUGUAGUCUUAGAGAAUGGUGUAUUGCGCUAUGAUGUCACCAGAAUGGUGAGAAUGUAUCCUGACAACUUGUUAGAUAUAGGUCGAAGUAUUAUUGCUCUUCGCAGCAUACACACAAGACUGAAUGAUCCGUCCAACAAAGCAAGUGGCUGGUUGUUGGUUGAGACAAUGGUAUCCAUGUUACUCAUCGAACUUGCUUGUGACAGGAAUACUGCUCCGAAGCAUAUGGAAGUACAAGAAAAUGAAUUACUGGAAGCAGCGUCAUCUUGCGUUGUAAUAAUUAUUAUCCUAUCGAAUGUCCUAACAAAAUAUUCGCAGUCAUUCACUUCCAUGAAAGCAGCUGAAAUGAACUUCGGUGCUUCAGACCAGGAGUCAGACUAUCUCUUCUUAAGUAGGAUGGAAGAACUAAAAACAAUGACUUGUGCUAUGACGACAAUUGUCAGUGAGUCACGUAGGAAAUUUUCCAGAGACGCUAUAGUAUACCUCAAAGAGAUACAGAAACUUGUAACUACGCCAUCUAUUUCAGUAUAUAUACAUUCUAUUAGUAUUUUACCAGUAUUUAGCAUAGAAUCGGUCGAAAGCAUGUCUGGUGAAGAAUUGGAAGUCCUCCUAGCAAAGAUAAAUUUCUCGAUAUACUUGUGGGAGAAAUUAGGAGAAAAGAUAGAUUGUCGCGAGAAUUCCUCCUUUGAGGAGACGACAGAGUUGAAAGACUCCUCUCUCCAAUCAGAAGAAAAAACUUGUUUUCCGGAUACUGUCUGUUUUAAGUUAUUCGAAAAUAUCUGCAAUUGUCAGGAUGUACUGCCUACUUUGCGAAAACAUAUUUCAACUUCCCGGUCGCUUGUGGAUCAUUCGUUUUGUUCGUUGCUUUCUUUUCUCUUUGAAAGAAUUCAAUACUGGAUGACUAUUCUACUUCAAAUUCUUCGUUAUGUUGUACGUGAAAGAUUUUUGGAUGACCAGAUAUCUCUCUGCUGGAAUUGCUUGGAUGUUCGUACUAGUCAUCGACAUUCAGUUUCAACUUUAGCAGUAGAAGCUGCAAUAGAGAAACUCAGUUGUUUCGUAGAGCAGUUGUUCCUUGCCAGCGAGGAGAUCACGUUAGCUUGUCUAUCAAUAGAUAUAUUGAGUCCUUUGAGUCGAUUCCCAAGAGCGAAGCUUAAGAUACUUCAGCUCUAUAUAGACUCAGUGAAGACUGUAUACCCCGUAAAAAAUGCGAUGCUUUCCUCGACAGUGCUUCAUGGAGUUCCGAAUUGUAUCACUUCAUGCUUUUGUUGGUAUUCCCCUGAUACUACAAAGUUUUUCCGAAUUCAAAAAUCGUCCUCUUUUGUAUCAGCAAAAUAUCAAAUAAUGUCAUGUGUCUCUGUUAUGAGUCCACAAUUUGCGCUUGCUUUCGCUCAAGUACUAAGCUUUAGUUUGAUAUCCAGAGAGUCCCAGAAACAGUUUCAGAAACUUUCAUCAAUCCAUUUCGAGCAUCCUAGUGAGGAUGUUUUCUGUUUGGAUGCUUCUAUUGAGGAAGUUGUGGAAGUAUUCAUCAGCUAUUUUUCCGGUAUUCUACGAUAUUGGCUAACUGGAGUCAAUAAUUUUGAAUUUCAUAUUCCAUUUUAUCUUGUUCGAGAAUCCGUCUGUUACAUUUAUGAUAUGCUGCAGUUACUCAAGACUGAACGCAAAACUUCUUUUGCUUCUCCCUUUUUACGAAGUUUCUUGAAGAGAAUCAGCAGUGUUUUGGCUGUGUUAAUGGCUGGCAUAGAUCGACUGACGAAAUUUCCGAAUAAGUUUAAAACCCUCCAAGAUUUUCCUUCAUUAAAACAGCUUGAAGAUUUGGUUGACAUAUGCAAAAAGCUGGCUGUAGUUGUUCGAAAUUUUGCAUUCGAUCAUCUACAGGUAGAGAAGAAGACCAAGAUUGGAAGGGCCUUGCUACCAAAAAGAAGGAAAUUUCGUGAUAAGUUUCACAACAUGAAAGAAAACAAUGUUUCCAAUGAUUCAUAUGCAUCAAUUGAGAAUGUAUUGCCUUCAGUGGUUUAUCACACAGAAAGUGUAAUAGAUGCUGCGUUGGAUUGGGCCUCAGUAGAACAGUUCGAAAGAUGCUCUCCAAGAAGAAAUGUUGAUGGCGAUGAAUGCGUUGCCUUCAAAAAAUAUGCUGAAGAUUUAGUCAAACGUAUUAUGUCCCAAAGAGGACAAACUAGUUUAAGAGAAGAAGAUAUUGACUUGAACUUUGCAGGUCCGGGGAUAUACACUGAUAGUGAAAACCAUGAACAUAUCAAUGGCGAACAAUCACAGGACUUUGCUGGUUCGGAUGGUUUCUCCGACUCUUCUGAAGACAGAUAUUCACAGUCUGACUCUGAGUUUAUUCUCAUCGAUGCAGACUUUCAGCCGUUGCAAAUCUAACUAGCUAUAGUUGCCUGUGUGUUUUAUAUGAACUGUUUCUCUUGACUUGGGUCCUGUUUAUGACCUUCCGGUAAUAUUAGUCUUAAUAGAUUGCAAUUGAAUUGACAAAUAAAAGCAAACAACAAAUGGAAUCUCACAUAAACGACGUUCCGUGUCU
Molecule: messenger RNA, 4047 nt
Organism: Galdieria sulphuraria
Lineage: Eukaryota; Rhodophyta; Bangiophyceae; Galdieriales; Galdieriaceae
Exons: 3
Coding region: 33-3890 (1285 amino acids)
Source: RefSeq, a predicted model, not a curated record